Messenger RNA from Microsporum canis CBS 113480, 2484 nucleotides. RefSeq lists its product as hypothetical. The record is from RefSeq and is a predicted model, not a curated record. Gene Ontology annotation, molecular function: protein binding. The transcript is spliced from 3 exons. The coding region runs from base 1 to 2484 and encodes 827 amino acids. Lineage: Eukaryota; Fungi; Ascomycota; Eurotiomycetes; Onygenales; Arthrodermataceae.
AUGGAUCAGAAAUUGCGGAGUGAUGCUUCAAGCAACCCGGCCUGGGUAACAGUCGUUGAGGAGCAUGCAGAUCAUGGUAUUACGGUUGAGCCACAUGGCGUUGAACGGGGAGAUAGGCGUACUGCUUUAUCCCAGAGGCGAAACCUCUACUUCGUUGCGUACUCCAGUCGUAUCCACGUGUAUCAACCUAGCCGUGGACAAAUGAUCGGGUCAAGACCAGCACUUAUACUAACUCCAAAAAUGGCACGACCUGAUGCCCCGGGUUAUAUUGCUCCCAAUAUCCCACAUGCUAUCAAUCAGAUAACUGUUGGUGACCUUGGAUCUGACGAAAUUCUACUUUUGGCAACGGACUCUGGAAAUGUGGCCGCUUACAGAACAGAACAUAUUUACUUGGCUAUUGAAGGACGCCGCGUAGAAGAUACUGAUCCAAUCCAACUAGGCAACGGUGUAGCAUGCUUUUUUAGCGAAUGGGUUACGCAGAGUGCCUGGGCUUUAGCAAUUCAUAAAUUUGCCAGGAUGAUUGCUGUAAGCUCAAACACUACAACUAUCACUAUUUUCGCCUUUGCGUUAGUCGAGGAUACAGAGACAGCAUACACAGCCCAGGGGAACUCGUCCUCUGGCGCCGCCAACCCAAAGGUUUAUAAUAACGACUGGAUUCAUAUUGCCUCCCCUUCAGAAUUUAUGAAACUACGGAGCUGGUCGCGGCAACGCCGACGUGCUCAAAACAUUCGGCUUUCAUUAUUAGGACAUGCUGCAAAUAUACCCAACGUUUCAUUUCUGAACUGUGAUCUAGAUCCUCAUGGAGACUGGCUGGUCAGCACGGAUAUUAACAAUAAACUCCUCGUUUGGAAGAUCUGGGAACGCUUUCGCCCAGUCAACCACUGGGAUUUUUACCCCGCCGAAGACCAGCAUUAUGAUGAUUUGUUUGAUGACCGUCAACGUGGCUGGAGUGUUCUCGCCCUUGACCCUAGGUCUUUCCGAAUGAAAAAAGACCUCUUUGAGGCCUGUGGCGGCCCACCUCACAGGUUUCCCGAUAAGAAAGCCCCAUAUGACCUUAGCUUUCUAGCCGGUAGAGUCCAUGAUGCCACUCAAUAUUAUGAUUUCUUCUCGCCACGACCCCCCGCAAAUGAAUAUCAAAGCCAAGGACCUCCACCUGAUGAGCUUUUCCCUCUUACCCACUCUGAUGGCUCAGAUGGAGACUCUGGGGAGUUAUCUGGGCAUCGUGAACCUGCAACUCCUACAACUUCCCCUCUAGUUUACGAAGGAACAGAGAGACAAAAUGCUGGCCCCUCCACACCUGGGGUACAAGGGGCCCCAGAAAGCGCUUCUUCUUUAUAUACUUAUCACCACGCGGCUCACCAAACUGCAUCUACAGAUCUUUUGAAUGAUAACAAUAAUUUGAGUGACUCUGGCGAUGAGGAUAUUGAAAUCGAUUAUGGCGAAGACGACGAGGAGGACGACGAGGAGGACGAAUAUGAAGGUGAUGAAAACGAAGAUGAUAUACAUGUCCAGGGCACCCAUAGUGACGAUGCUGUUGUCGACAAUGCGGACAUUAAUAUGGAUCCCAAUGAUGACGAUACUGAUAAUGCCAGCAGUGAAGAUUCUUCUGAAUCCGGUGUACAAAGUGGAAUUGCUGUACCACAGCCCGUCUCCCCCAUUGAUGAAGAUACCAACUCGGAAUCUGAUGGCUUGGACAAGCCUAAUGAUACAGGAAGGCUGCUGGCAGAAGACCACCCAGAUUUUGACCUCUUUAGUGACUUUCCAAUUCUUCAUUUCUCUGAAGCUCAUAUUCGAAUGCUCCCAGGCCCUUUUUCUUACGGUCCAUCCGUCAUUUUUCGUGCCGCUCUAUCACAAGUUGUAACAAACCCUGUACAGUUUAUAGAAGCGACUGACCGCUUCAACAUGGCUCUCCAAAUUCCUGACCUUGGUAUUGUUGUUGCGGCCUCCCAGAAAGGAAGGGUUGCCGUACUUGGCCUUACGGAAGUACCUAAUGAGGGAAAGGUAUUUAGAAUGGACCGCAUACUCCCGUUUGCAAGUCAAGAACGCAAUCGGCUUCGCCCAUUAUGCCCGUUACUUGGAAUUGCUGCUAGCCCAGUUGCCCCACAUCUAAUCCCGCCAGAGAGUCCUUCAGAUGAUUACGAAGAUGCAUACCCUAGGAGAUAUGAUUUUGAUGUCCACAAAUCCAAUAAUCACAGUAGCUCAUCGAGCCAGCGCGGAACCAGUGCCCACUCACACCGUGCUGAAGGUGAACCGGGUAAAUCGUGCUUGCGUGGAAAGCAUUGUACUUAUGUACCCUUUAAUGGAGGACCAAGGAAAGAAAAGUGGCAUGGAAUCGAAUAUUCCCGCCGUUAUCGCCUUUUCUUAACAUACUGUGACCAUACAAUCCUCCAUUACGAGCUUUACUAUGACUGGCCAAAGGAACUUAGGGGACCAGAAGCACAGAUGGCAUAUCAUAAAGACGAACCAUUCAUACUUAGGCCAUAG